AUGUGCGAUAAACAGCUCUCUUAUCACUCGGUAUCGCAGUCGCAACUUUUUGACCUCGACAACUCUCAAGCCAACACAACUGCAUAUCUGGCAUUCAAGCCAGCCUUCGAAUUACUGCUCCGAGUUAAGACGCAACGCGCACGCUCGAAAAUGCCAAUGAACCUGAGCCUAGGAAAUAAAAAGCCCACGGGGCCAAAACCAGGGAACCCCCUCGGCCAGAAGAGGAAGAAUGUCUUCAAUGAUGACUCUGGCGAUGAAGAUGACCAGAAGAAAACCGAUGCAGUUGAAGUGACUACACUUGGAGGAAUAGAGGAGCCUACACCGAAGGCAAAGCCACAAGGCGCAGGCCCACCGCCGAAGCGCAAGAUGCAAUUCGGAGGUGCCGCCAAGCCAGCCAUCAAACCACUCAGCAAGAACUCGCUGUUUGCAGAUGACGAGGACGAAGAUGAGGCAAAGGAGAAGGAGAAACAAGGUGGAAUGCAUCUGGGGCUGAACCAGACAAAGUCAAAAACUUCGACCGGCCUCAAUAAAGAUUUCACCAACCUCUCAGCAAUGCACAGCAGCAAAAAGCAUGCAAAGGAAGCCGAAGAAAUUGAUCCCUCUAUCUACUCAUAUGAUGCUGUAUACGACAGCCUGCACGCCAAACCAUCCAAAUCUACGGAAAACAAUACCAAGAGCGAAACUCCGAAAUACAUGCAAAACUUGCUACAAAGCGCAGAGAUCAGGAAGCGUGAUCAGCUCCGCGCGAAGGACCGCCAACUUGCCAGGGAACGUGAAGCUGAAGGUGAAGAAUUUGAUGACAAGGAAAAGUUUGUCACUUCUGCAUACAAGGCACAGCAAGAGGAAUUGCGAAAGGCCGAGGAGGAAGAGGCACGCCGUGAACAGGCGGAGGAAGAACGUCGGAAAAAGAGCGGAAAUUCCGGCAUGAUCGGAUUCUAUCGAGACGUUCUUUCUCGAGGCGAAGAACAACAUGAGCAGGCCGUCAAAGCCGCGGACGAAGCUGCUCGUCGUGUUAAAGCAGGCGAGCUUCCAGAAGAACCACAGGGCGAGGACGAAAAGACUGAGGCCCAGAAGGCUGAGGAUCUCAACUCCCACGGUGCUCGUGUUGCUGUUAACGACGAGGGACAAGUUGUCGACAAACGCCAGUUGUUGUCGGCAGGUUUGAACGUCGCACCUAAACCGAAAUCUCAGGCACCGGCCCCCAAAGCAGCCCCACGUCCCGCUGCUCGACCAGUGGCUGGCCAUCAAAACGCUCGCGCUGCCCAAAGAGCUCGACAAACAGACAUGGUUGCCAGUCAAUACGAGGAACGUGCACGACAAGAAGAGGAGGCCGAGGCUGCCAAGCAGAAGGAGAUUGCGGAGAAGAGUCGCAGCCGCAAGACCGAGGGAGAUGUUUCCAGUGCAAAGGAGCGGUACUUGGCAAGAAAGAGGGAACGGGAAGAGGCUGCUGCGAAGGCGAAAGGUGCUUGA
This is a messenger RNA of Penicillium brevicompactum, 1470 nucleotides long. RefSeq names its product splicing regulator NSRP1-like domain-containing protein. Gene Ontology annotation, biological process: regulation of alternative mRNA splicing, via spliceosome. Lineage: Eukaryota; Fungi; Ascomycota; Eurotiomycetes; Eurotiales; Aspergillaceae. The record is from RefSeq and is a predicted model, not a curated record. The transcript has a single exon. The coding region runs from base 1 to 1470 and encodes 489 amino acids.